Plasmodium falciparum 3D7 is the source of this 939-nucleotide messenger RNA. Its product is annotated as rifin. The transcript is spliced from 2 exons. Lineage: Eukaryota; Apicomplexa; Aconoidasida; Haemosporida; Plasmodiidae. The coding region runs from base 1 to 939 and encodes 312 amino acids. The record is from RefSeq and is a predicted model, not a curated record.
AUGAAACUGAACUACACUAAAAUAUUAUUAUUUUUCUUUCCAUUAAAUAUAUUAGCAAAUAAUAAUAAAAAUAAACCAUCCAUCACACAACGUCAUACACCAAGAUAUACAUCACGAGUAUUAAGCGAAUGUGACAUCCGAUCGUCAAUUUAUGAUAAUGAUGCGGAGAUGAAAUCAGUGAAGGAAACUUUCGAUCGACAAACAUCACAACGUUUUGAAGAAUACGAAGAACGUAUGAAAGGUAAACGCCAAAAACGUAAAGAACAACGUGACAAAAAUAUACAAGAAAUUAUUGAAAAAGAUAGAAUGGACAAAUCAUUAGCAGAAAAAGUAGAAAAAGUUUGUCUUAGGUGUGGGUUUGGGUUAGGAGGUGUUGCAGCAGGUGUUGGAAUAUUUGGUGCAAUUGCUGUAAAUGAAUGGACAAAAGCUGCUUUGGUUGCUGCAGCUCAAAAGGGUAUUGAUGCAGGUAUCAAAUCAGCCCUUAAAGGAUUAGAAAAAAUAUAUGAACUAAGUGAUUUUUCUUAUUUAAAAUGGUCUGCAAUGGUUACUCCAACAACUUAUGAUCAACCCAUGGAUCUUAUUGCUAUUGUAACUAAAGCAUAUAAUAUGUGUGAUGACGUUGAGGCUGCUAAGGGAUCUUUAUUUUGUCAGGCCAUGGAAGGUAUAGCUAAUGAACCUGAUGGAUGUCCUGUUAAAACCUUUUCUCAAAUGGCUGUAGACGCUGCAGAAGCAGCUGGUAAAGUUUCUAAAACUACCGAAGAAGCUGGAAUAGCCUUAGCAAAUAAUACAAGUUACAAUUCGUACAUUGCAAUUGCUUACUCCGUGACUGCUAUACUGAUUAUAGUUUUAAUUAUGUUAAUUAUUUAUUUAAUUUUACGUUAUCGUAGAAAAAAAAAAAUGAAUAAAAAACUACAAUACACAAAAUUAUUAAAUCAAUAA